AGUCCGGAGAUGAUCGAAAUACUUAGAACCAUCAAAAGUAUCGACGGUGAAAUCGUGAUUAUUUCUGAUGCGAACGUGGUGUAUAUUGAAGAGGUGUUAAAGGCAUACGGUGUCCGCGACUUGAUCACUCAUGUUAUUACCAAUCCCGCUUCAUGGGAUGAAAACGGUCGGCUUCGCAUUCGUAGGUUGGUUCCGAAAGACAACCCGCACGGGUGCAAGAAUAAUUGUUCGGAAAAUAUCUGUAAAGGAAAAGAACUUCUGGGUCACAUCUCCUCUGGCCCCAGAUACGAUCGAAUCAUUUAUGUUGGGGAUUCUAUGAAUGAUUUCUGUCCCGCCACUAAAAUGUCGAG
Messenger RNA from Acaulospora colombiana, 350 nucleotides. The record is from the annotation of a GenBank genome assembly. Lineage: Eukaryota; Fungi; Glomeromycota; Glomeromycetes; Diversisporales; Acaulosporaceae.